AUAAUAACUGCGUUAACCUUUGAUUUAAUACAAUCUUCAAUAUUUGUAUGAUUAACACCCGAACCAAUUAUAAUAGGUAUCCCUAUAUUUGAAUGGUUAAUAUCGUUAACAUCUUUCAAGUCAGCCAAAUGUCCAGUUCUUAAUCCGGUUAUAAUCACAGCAUCUGAUAAGAAAAAUUGUGCCGCUUUUGCCAUUUCAACGACAUUCACGUCAUCGGUAAUAGUAUGGGAGCAGUGCUUCUUCUUGAUAUCUGUUAAUAUCAAUACAUUGUUUGCAUUCAAUUGCUUUCUAUNAGAUAUGGGCUUAAAAGUUGGCCAAACUUUUGGUAUUUGUGGUGAUAAUAGCUAUGAAUAUAUGGUUUGUUUUAUUUCAGGCAUAUUUAUUGGCGGUAUAGCUGUGCCCAUGAGAGGAAUCGAUACAAUUGAGCGGAAUAAGUCGAGCGGCACUACAGGUCUACCAAAAGGUUGUUUGUUUUCACAUUCCAAUUUGGUUUCACUUUUGAUUAUCGGUUCACUGCCUCAGGUCUACAAUAGAAAUAGCGAUGAUAUAGUGUCCGGUCAUUCCUAUUCGGCUCAUAUAUCAGGAGUUAAUCAACUCCUGAUGUCAAUCAAUAAUGGCUCUCAACUUGUAUUACACCCUAAAUUCAAUUUGAGUACAUUUUAUGAAGCAAUCGAAAGACAUAAAAUAACCGCACUCUCGGCUCCGGCAUCUGUUUUCAUGUCAUUACUGAAAAGCGGCACUCAUUUUGAUAUCAGUUCACUAAAGAAAGUGAUUUGUGGCGGCGCUCCACUGCCCAGAGGGUGUACCCAACAAAUUGUUGCCAAAUACCCUCAUUUUGAAGACUUUCGACAAGCGUAUGGGCAUUUACUUCCAGCUAAUUGUAUGGGAGAGAUAUGUGUGACCGGACCCACACUUUUCAAAGGUUAUCACAAUAAUAUUGAGGCGACAAAUGAGACCAUAGACUGCGAUAAUUUUUUACAUACCGGAGAUCUGGGAUAUUAUGACCAAAACGAUAACCUCUUUAUUUUGGACAGAAUUAAAUUAUUGCUCAAAACGGAUGGAAUGCAAGUCUCGCCCACAGAAUUAGAAACCAUUUUUCUGACUCAUAUCGCUGUACAAGAAGUGGCACACGAAUUACACCACUUAAGAGGAUUAGAGGAGGAAUUCAUGUCAUUGAAGACAUUCCCAAAAAUAAAAACGGAAAAACAGAUCGAAAUAAAUUGAUGCAUAUUUUAAUGUCUUAUUAAACUCUAUUUAUCAGUAUAGACAAUUUGUAUCUAUGUCAAUCUUAUAUUAAAAUGUACAUAAAAUUACAAAUAUUAAA
Medioppia subpectinata is the source of this 1324-nucleotide messenger RNA. The record is from the annotation of a GenBank genome assembly. Lineage: Eukaryota; Metazoa; Arthropoda; Arachnida; Sarcoptiformes; Oppiidae.